Messenger RNA from Ceratina calcarata, 309 nucleotides. Its product is annotated as solute carrier family 22 member 5-like. Lineage: Eukaryota; Metazoa; Arthropoda; Insecta; Hymenoptera; Apidae. The record is from RefSeq and is a predicted model, not a curated record. Bases 35 to 289 code for a protein of 84 amino acids. The transcript has 2 exons.
CGCUCUCUUCUUGGACAGAUGGGGCAGAAGAUGGAUGGGUUUCGCGUCGAUGUGCAUCUGCGGAAUCUUCUCCUUCAUAGCCUUAGCCACUCCACCUGGCCCGAUAACGGUGGCUAUGGCGGUCAUAGCGCGUCUCGGGGUGAAUAUCGCGGCCAAUAUCGGUUUCCAAUACGCGGCGGAAAUGCUGCCGACCGUCGUGCGAGCCCAGGGCGUAUCUUUGAUCCAUAUCAUCGGCUACGUCGCUCACAUCUUGGGACCAUACAUCGUCUACCUUGUAAGUAGAAAAUAAUCCGAUUUUUGUCUUAUUUG